This is a messenger RNA of Caenorhabditis bovis, 1470 nucleotides long. Lineage: Eukaryota; Metazoa; Nematoda; Chromadorea; Rhabditida; Rhabditidae. The record is from the annotation of a GenBank genome assembly.
AUGCGGCUCGCUGUGAUCCUUCUCGCGUUAGCCGCCGCAUCGCACGCGGCUUCAUGCGGCUCGUCGGGUAUCCCGUUCCGUUUCGAAGUGUUGCCAUCGGGUAAGCCGGUGCUCGGUUGCGCGUCGCCGACAUGCUUUGGCGCGGAAAACGCCGGACGCGAUCUUCGACAUGAUUCGAGUUUCCUCGCCGGCGCUGAAGGCGACGACGGCUUCUUCAGAGAAGGCGAUCUUUCAAGAGUUCGCGUCCGCAAUAUGGAUGCGCCAGCUCAACAAGCAUCGUGCCCCGGCGAAUUCGAAUCAAACAGCUGCAUUAAUCCAAUGACGUGGGUCGGAGGAUUCAUGGCCGACGAGGAUGGAAACUUGAAACUUCAAUGCUGCCAUUACGGAGGCUUGAAAUUCGCGCAAGAAGUCGGCCGACCUGUUGUUCAUCCGGGAGAAGUCUAUUCCGGAGGAGAGGUGCUUCGCGAUGGAAGACAAACCGGAUUCGACGCUAUUUCGAAUGUCAAGAAAAUUGUCGCCAGAGAUGGAACGGUUGCGUAUGAGCUUACGGUGACUCGUAUGAACUGCCUCCCAGACCCAGUUGAAACGGAAAAUGAAGUAUCGUUUGACAUUCAACGAGACAUCGGACGAAUUUUGGAAAAGGUUGGCGACACUUCCUCGGCAGGCGGUGUACAGACGAAUGAGGUUGGCGACCAGCGACUGUCUCCAAGUUCGUAUGUCGACGGCCAACAACAAUUGCAACCGCAAUCGGAUUCGUAUGCCCAACCGCAGGCGCCGCAAGAGCCCCAACAGGAAACUGAGCAGUUUGUGCAAGUCGGCGAGCAAGUGGUGCCAGUGACUAGUGCUGGAUAUUACUAUCCAGUGGCGUCUGGUGUUCCAGCUUGCUUCACUGCCAAUUCAACAGUGCUCACUCUCGAUGGAUACAAGAGAAUGGAGGAUGUUCGUGUUGGCGAUAAAGUGCUGACCAGCGAAAACCGCAAGCUCGUCUUCACCCGCGUCGCUUCAUGGAUCCACAGACUUCCCGACGCAAAAGCCGCGUUCAUUCGAAUCCGAACCGAAUCUGCGAAUGAGAUCAACCUCACACCUCAGCACUUCAUUUACAAGACUGAUUGUACAUCGAGAAAAAUGGACAUGGUGUACGCGGAAGAUGUCAACAUCGGAGACUGCCUCAUGAUUUAUUCUGAAGACACUAUGACUCCAUCAAAAGUGGUCUCGACGUCUACAUUCUAUUCAAACGGUGUCUACGCGCCAAUGACGGAUUCUGGAGAUUUGAUUGUUGAUAAUAUCUACGCGUCUUGCCAUAAUGUUAUCAAGACAUCAACCCUCUCCCACACGUUUUUGUCGUUGGUUACCGGCCUCCAGCAAAAGGUUCUCGGCUUGUUGGGAAUGGUCGACAAUUCCGGACACCUGCCAGCUACCGCCGAAUUCUUCCUCAGCGUUGUUGAUGUUUUGCUACCUCACAAGUAUUAA